AUGACGCUGAGGACGCGCUCUUAUUCCGUCGUCACCGCAGCGGCAGUGGUAGCACACCCCACAACAACGCUAGCUAUGAGGACGCUCGUGGAGGCUGGUGUGGUUGGCAAUGGAGAGGAGUUUCGGGGGUUCAAGGGGAGUGGUGGGUUGGCGCUGGUGAAGGGCUGUUGGGGGAACCACUGCUAUGUCUUCCCUUGGGUCUCAUUCUCGAUCUCGCUCUCAAAAAGAUAUUUCGGAGGAAAAACCGCCAAUCCGCGUCGACGCGGACGACGUGAACAACCACGACACCCCCACUCGCUGCCUCCGCCUGCAUAUUCUCCUCGUCCUGCCCAGGUCGCGAUGCUGAGUGGCAGGCGAGUACGCUCAGCAGGCUCGGGUUCAUGCUCUAGCUUUGCUGAGGUAGCUCUCGGUGGACAAGACGGUGGUGAAAACGGUGAAUUUACAUUGUAUUACGGCGCCCGUGACCCUCUGCUGAAUUACUGUGUUAUCGUGAUUUUGAGUGUUCUGCGUUCUCAACCACUAUGUCAUCCGGGCCUUGGAACGUGGUGGGGGCCCGUUGACUACAGCCAUGAACAUGUACACUGGUUCGCCUCGAUUCUGGAUGUAUUCGCAGCCUUCUCUAAACGUUCAGUCAAGAUUAACUUACAAUAUUCCAUCAUUGGCAAAUACAUUCAUCCUGAUCUCUUCUUCCUAUUCUCUCCGUCGUCAGCCUCGUCCAGUCAUCCGUUCGCCCCGAGGUUCCGCGACGCCGGCCUCAGACAUCCCAAUGAUUCCUCUUCCCUUACUGGCGCUCUCGCCCGCACAGUCAUCCUCAACCUCGGUGCCCAGAACGACCUAAGUGUUGAUCUUUUGUCCCUCUCACCGACCGGUGUCAAGUGCCUCCACGCUGCUACCCGUAACGCCACCGACUUCAAAACCGUCGCCUACGCAGGCCAGCGGCUAUUUGUAUUCCAGAACGUGCCGACAUCGUGGACAAAAUCGGACAUACCGCAGUCGUCUACAGCCAGCGUCGCCGAUUCCGCCACUACCCACCACUACUGCAAGUAA
Messenger RNA from Laccaria bicolor S238N-H82, 1047 nucleotides. RefSeq lists its product as uncharacterized. NCBI's taxonomy places the organism in Eukaryota, Fungi, Basidiomycota, Agaricomycetes, Agaricales, Hydnangiaceae. Bases 1 to 1047 code for a protein of 348 amino acids. The record is from RefSeq and is a predicted model, not a curated record. The transcript has 5 exons.